This is a messenger RNA of Suillus subaureus, 495 nucleotides long. RefSeq lists its product as uncharacterized. Lineage: Eukaryota; Fungi; Basidiomycota; Agaricomycetes; Boletales; Suillaceae. The record is from RefSeq and is a predicted model, not a curated record. The transcript has 8 exons. Bases 1 to 495 code for a protein of 164 amino acids.
AUGCUUCUGUCAGUGGCAAUUGUGAAUGUACCCUUGGACAACGAAUUAUGUAUCCAGGAGGUGACUCAGCAACAGCACAUUGCUUCUAUAGAUUUUACUGGUGCAGACAUAGAGGCUGAAUGUCUAGAGACUGAAGAUAGCCACAAACACAAAUGCACAGCUGGUGAUCAUCCUCUUCUACCAUGGAAAGCUGAACAUGACACAUUCCUACUUGAGCUUCUGUGGCAUGAUGGAUGGGGUGACUACAUAAACCUUUGUAAAUGGACAGGCUCUUCAUUUGCUGCUCUGUCACUCAAAUGGCUCGGUUUACAGACACAAUCGACACAACUACUUCAUGCAGCAUGGUUUCCAGCAACUAUGUCAGAACCUCAAACAGCAGCCACAUUUCAAAUUCUUGAACAGUACCAUCUGUUGUCCUUUGAGUUCAAGGCAUCCAGUCAUGAAUUUUAUCAUGCACACAAGGAUUGGUAUGAAGCCUUCUUGCAGAUGGUUUGA